Plodia interpunctella (Indianmeal moth) is the source of this 2643-nucleotide messenger RNA. RefSeq names its product zinc finger protein 480-like. The coding region runs from base 126 to 1829 and encodes 567 amino acids. Gene Ontology annotation, cellular component: nucleus. The transcript has 5 exons. Lineage: Eukaryota; Metazoa; Arthropoda; Insecta; Lepidoptera; Pyralidae. Gene Ontology annotation, biological process: regulation of transcription by RNA polymerase II. The record is from RefSeq and is a predicted model, not a curated record. Gene Ontology annotation, molecular function: zinc ion binding; RNA polymerase II transcription regulatory region sequence-specific DNA binding; DNA-binding transcription factor activity, RNA polymerase II-specific.
AAUCACCAAAACAUCAAUUCCAAUUGUGACAUAUGCCACUGUUAUAAAUAAAUAAAAUUCACCCAUUAUUUUAUAUUUAAAGGAUUAGGAAUAGGUGGUACUCCUCAUAUUCCCUCCAAGUUACAAUGAGCAAGAGAACUACUUACGGCACUUGCCGUUGCUGCUCUGCUAAAGGCAACCACAAGGACAUAAUGAAAGAAUACUAUAUGAACGGUAUCAGAGAAGUUUACUAUGACAUGUUCAUGGAAUGCUUUAACUUAUUUUUAUCAACAGACCCAAGCUUGACAUGCCUCAUCUGCUCAUCGUGUAUACAGCAGCUACGAGAAGCAAACAGUUUCCGUAUGAUGGUGGUUGCAACAGAGAGACAACUUCUCAGUCACAUCACUAGUGCUGAAAGCAAAGAAACUCUAUUUGUUAAUGUACCACCUGCCCCAGAGUCUUUAAAUCAUAAUGUCACCAUAAAAACGGAGUAUAAAGAGGAAAGUGAUCAUGAAUAUGGUAAUUACUCUGAAGACAUGCAAGAUAUGCAAGAUGAUGUACCUCCAGAAAUAGAUAAAGAGAUAGACUUGGUGGAUGGUGAGUCUGAGUUCCUUGCAAGGUUUCCUCUUCAACACCUCAAGCCUCUGCCUACUCGUGAAUCAUUGUACCGUAUCUGUCCAGACUAUGUCAAACAUUUAGAUACUAUGCAAGAAACAAUAGUAACUCCAAGCAUGAUAGCAGUGCUUACCGAAAAAAAAAUUAAGAAGACUUUACCCCGAGUUUACCUAACUGAGAAAAUGGUCAACAUCACCAAUGCAGCCACACUCAUCCAGUGCUCCAACAUCACUCCAUUCAGAAGCAAAAGCCGCUCAGGUUUCCCUUGUUUCUACUGCAGCAGCACCUUCGAUACACUUGACAAAAUAAGAGAACACACAUUAGAUCAUAAGAAAGAUGACGUCACCAAGAUAUUAAACAGAUACGGAGCUGAAUGCAUGGUCGUAUACGCAGAUGUAACAGAUCUAAAAUGUACCAUCUGUAAUAAUAAAGUGCCAAAUUUAAAUGAACUUAAAUCCCAUUUAAUUAAAGUCCAUAAUAAAAAGAUAUACACAGAUUAUACCGACAGAGUCAUCCCAUUCAAGCUGGCAAAUGAUAAUGUUUAUCAAUGCCAAUCUUGUGGAUUCAACUUUGAGACAUUUGGAGCUAUAGAAAGGCAUAUGAACACACAUUACAGGAACUAUGUCUGCCAUGAGUGCGGAGCAGGAUUUAUAACUAAAUACCGUUUGAAAGUGCAUGGGAAAAGUAUGCAUGCAGCUGGUAACUUUCCCUGUGAAGUGUGCAAGAAAGUGUUCACAAGCCAGCAAAAGCAUAAGAAUCAUGUUGAUGCCGUACACAAAUUACUGAAAAGGUUUAAAUGUACCAAAUGCCCAGAAAGGUUCAAUGAAUAUUUCCGAAGACAGAAGCAUAUGGUGGAAGUUCAUGGUGUAGCACCAGUAUUUUAUAAGUGUAAUGUUUGUGACAAGUCUUUUGAGAGACGAUAUACAUUGUCGAGGCAUUUGAAGAGAGAUCAUUUGGAAGAGAGGGACUAUCAGUGUGAACUGUGUUCAUAUAAAUGUUUUACAAGUAACGAACUAAGGGUACAUAUGGUGAAGCAUAAUGGUGAGAGGAUAUAUGAAUGUUCUGUGUGUAAGAAGUCCUAUGCAAGAAAGAAGACAUUGAAGGAACAUAUGCGGAUACACAAUAAUGAUAGAAGGUUCGCUUGUGCCGUUUGUGGCCAGGCAUUUGUACAGAAGUGCAGUUUGAAAGGUCAUCUAAAAACUCAUCAUCAUGAAUACUCUAUGCAAAUGGUUUGAAAAUUAAAUUAAUAUAUAAGGUCAAGAUAGCAAUUGCUGUUUCAAAUGAUGGUAUGAAAAAGGAAAUAUAUAUAUAAUAAAAUACGCCACUGCUACAAACAAGUCAAUUCCGGGUGAAUGUUUGUCUAUAAGGUGUUGUCCAAUUAAAAUUUGUUGAAUAAUUUAUGUCAGUAUUAUAAUAAUUUUAUUUCACUAAAAAUCAAUACUUGAAUUUUUUACUCCGCAAACCCGUACACUGGCGCUAUCGUCAUUAUAAUAUCUUGUAUUUAUCAGGGAAAAAGGGAAAACCAAAAAAAUAGUUAUACAAAUUAAGCUAUACUAUACAAGAAAAAAAAUAGAGAGUUUUAUAUUUUUGUAUUGGACAUAGUUGAAAACAUUUACGAAUCCGAAAACGGUGGACACCAAAGUAAAUUUCUGACUACAUUGUAUUAUGGAAAAGUUUUAAAUUUCAAGAUUUUAAUUGUACCUAUAUUUUUUUAUGCGCAAUAAAGAAUUGUACCUAUUUAGCGAAACAUAAUUUGUAUAUCUUUUUAGUUUACGAAAAUUUAUAAUAACAUGUGAUGGCGCUAGUGAGCGGUUUUGAGCCUACUAUAUAAAUAAGCAAAGUUUCUAUACUACAUACAAUCCAAAUGUGUCCACUUAUAUUUUAAUAUAAAUAUUUAAAUGAGUACUGACCUUAGCCGUAGGGUGUAGAAUGUAUGUACAUGUACCAGUCUUACGUAAGUAAAAAUACUGUAAAGGUUUAUUUGAAUUUAUUUCUGAUUGUACUUAAAGUGACAUCAUCGUAAUAAAUUAACAUUUAUAGGAUAAAUUA